CGGGGUGCUCGCUGGCUGGGGGACGGCGGCCGCCGCCAUGAUGCUUGUUUGCUUUCAAUGAAAACGAGGGGGGCGCGAAGGAGGAGGCGGCGGCGUCGGUGGCGGCGGCGUCGGCGGCGCGGAGGCGAAGGCGGCAGUGGGCGCAGCGAGGAGGGCGAGGCCGGGGGCCGAGAGGGCGGGAGGGCGUAGCGGCGGCCCGUCGGGGCGGCUGAGGCGGGCGGCUGACGCGGUGGCGCUCGGAGGGGUAACAAAGAGCGGCGGCUGAGGCGGCGGAGGAGCGGCGGCGGCGGCGCUGCAGCAGCGGCGGGACUGGUAUGGUGGUUCCACAGGUCAGACCCCGCUGCACUCACAGGGAGGAGGCGGCGGCAGCGGCGGAGGAAGGCGGCGCACCCCGAGAGGCAUGCCCAAAGAAAAAUACGAGCCCCCUGAUCCUAGGAGGAUGUACACAAUUAUGUCCUCUGAGGAAGCAGCAAAUGGAAAGAAAUCACACUGGGCAGAGCUUGAAAUAAGUGGAAAAGUAAGAAGCUUAAGCUCAUCUUUGUGGUCCCUCACUCACUUGACAGCUUUGCAUCUGAGUGACAAUUCUCUGUCCCGCAUUCCUUCAGACAUUGCCAAGCUCCACAAUCUGGUAUAUCUGGACCUGUCCUCUAAUAAAAUCCGGAGUUUACCAGCAGAACUCGGAAACAUGGUAUCACUCAGGGAACUCCAUUUAAAUAACAACCUGUUACGAGUUCUGCCUUUUGAGCUGGGAAAACUGUUUCAGUUGCAGACUUUAGGCCUGAAAGGAAAUCCACUUACCCAGGAUAUAUUGAACCUCUAUCUGGAACCAGAUGGAACAAGAAGGCUACUGAACUAUUUGCUUGAUAAUUUGGCAGGUACUGCAAAAAGAAUUUCAACAGAACAGCCACCUCCAAGAUCUUGGAUUAUGUUGCAAGAACCAGACAGAACAAGGCCAACUGCCUUGUUUUCUGUCAUGUGCUAUAAUGUUCUUUGUGAUAAAUAUGCGACCCGGCAGUUAUACGGCUACUGUCCAUCUUGGGCACUAAAUUGGGACUACAGGAAAAAGGCCAUUAUUCAAGAAAUUUUGAGCUGCAAUGCUGAUAUCAUAAGUCUUCAGGAGGUUGAAACAGAACAGUAUUACAGUUUUUUUCUGGUAGAACUGAAAGAACGUGGCUAUAAUGGAUUCUUUAGUCCUAAAUCUAGAGCUCGGACAAUGUCAGAACAAGAGAGAAAACAUGUCGAUGGCUGUGCAGUAUUCUUCAAGACAGAAAAAUUUACUUUGGUUCAGAAACACACUGUUGAAUUUAAUCAGCUAGCAAUGGCAAAUUCAGAAGGGUCUGAAGCUAUGCUGAACAGAGUCAUGACAAAAGAUAACAUUGGAGUUGCAGUACUGCUAGAACUUCGAAAGGAAUUGAUUGAAAUGUCAUCUGGAAAGCCACAUCUUGGAACAGAAAAACAACUUAUUCUUGUGGCUAAUGCUCAUAUGCAUUGGGACCCUGAAUACUCUGAUGUGAAAUUGGUUCAAACUAUGAUGUUCCUCUCAGAAGUGAAGAACAUUAUUGAUAAAGCCUCACGAAACCUCCAGUCCAGUGUAGUGGGAGAAUUUGGAGCUAUUCCACUAGUGUUAUGUGCAGAUCUUAAUUCUUUGCCGGAUUCUGGUGUUGUAGAGUAUUUAAGCACUGGUGGAGUAGAAACAAAUCAUAAAGACUUUAAGGAACUGAGAUAUAAUGAAAGUCUUACAAACUUCAGCUGUAAUGGGAAGAACGGGACAACCAAUGGAAGAAUCACGCAUGGUUUCAAGUUAAAGAGUGCCUAUGAGAGUGGCCUGAUGCCUUACACAAAUUACACGUUCGAUUUCAAGGGUAUCAUUGACUACAUCUUCUAUUCGAAACCUCAGCUGAACACUUUAGGCAUCCUGGGACCUCUGGACCACCAUUGGCUAGUUGAGAAUAAUAUCAGUGGCUGCCCACACCCGCUCAUCCCCUCCGACCACUUCUCACUUUUUGCACAACUGGAGCUCUUACUGCCUUUCCUGCCCCAAGUUAACGGCAUUCACCUUCCUGGCAGGAGGUAGUCAAGUACCUUCAGAGGACGACCUCAGUUUCACUUGUAAACUCAUAAAAUCUGAUUAUAGGGGAGUGAGGUAUGGCCACCAGGGUUUGUUUUUUUGUUUUGUUUUGUUUUUUCUUUUUUUUCCUUUUUCUUGAUGAUUUGAAUUUUCAAUCUUGAUUAUUUGAUAAGGAUAUAGUAUGAAAGCCAGGUGCUAGCAACAAAUUCUGAGCCCAAUAUGCUUUAUAUACUGUUAGACAGGGAUUGGUGUGUUUACACCUCUCUUUAAUUUGUUACAAGUAAUUUUCCUGUUUCUUCUAUCCAAUAUAAUAUUUUCAUGCCUUGAAAUAGGAAAAUGUUUGAACAGCAUAUUCUCUUUGCACAGAAAUCUGUAGCACUACUUUUUUGAGGCCAGUAAUAACAUCCAGAGACCAUUCUUCCAUACUUUACUCCCUCCCUUUUCAGACUUGUUUGUAAAAUAGAGACUUUGAAUUUAGCCUUUAUGAUUGUAUAUGAUCCACAGAAGACCUGAUUUAUGAAAUUUUGUACUAAAAAAAAUCAGAUUUGGAAAUGAUUGUAUUGUAAACUAAGGCUAAGUUUUUUUUACUGUUUCAUGUGUUAUAAAGGCCAGCUUGUAAAAGAAGUUGCAACAGACUUUCUCUGCUGAUGAUUUGCACUGUUAGGGUUUUGUUGGCCCUUUUGUACUACUUUAUUUUUAAACUGAGAACAUUGCUCUUUAAAUCUAAAUCUGCUUAAAGCUUUGGACAUUUUCUCAGACCAGAGGCAACUUAUCCAUGAAUUCCUGGGUUUUUACAAAAGCUAUCUACCAGGACAGAUAAGCUGAGCAGUGAAUGAUCUGUAGGCAUUUAUGGACUGAAUGUAAUGGUUGAUAUAUGUACAUUCUGAUAUUUUUAAAUCUUUAACUUUUUUAAGUUAAAAAAUUACAGCUGCUUGGAUGCAGCUUCUUAACUCCUUUUUGAGACACUUCCUGUCCUAUCUCCACUGUGCCUGCCUAAAUUUGUUCUCACCAAGCACUGCCUGUGCAUGCAGAGAGAAUCUGUGCAGCCUCUUUUAUAUUUUUUAAAUACUGUUUAACAUUUGUGAGAAUUUUAUGAAAACGCUUUUGUAUAAGCUGUGGCUUUUUUUUCCAUUGUGAAGCAUUGAAUAUCACAUUUUGGAACAUGUUCAUAGGUGGGUCCCUGGGUCUUUGCUCACCAGACCCAAGCAUUGCUUCUUGGUGUCCUUGCACAAUGCCGUCCGUCACCCGGAAUACUACUAUCAUGUGAAUUCUUUGUUUUCCACGUAUUCCUUCGUCUCCGUGUUUUUUAAAAAAUCAUUCCCUUUUUUUAAAAAAAAUAAUUUUCCAUUUAUGAAGCAGUGUAAAUGAGAUGUAUUUUCAAAACAGGUCCCUAAGACAAUUCUUCAGAUCAUUUAUAAAGUGACUAAGUCAUUUUAAUAGGUCAACCAAGGUAAAAAUUCUGUUGCACCCUGUAUUUUGCGCGUAGCAUCAGUAGUAGAUGAGAGAUUAAAGCUAGCUUUUAACUUUGCAAAGUUAACUUGUAUGUAUUCUGUUCUCAUUCAUUCUUCUCUCAAAAAUCAAAUGAAUUCAGAGGGAACUUGGUAUAACUGCUUUUGUUUCAACUGCAGGCAGGGGAGCAAAAGGACAUGUGAGCAGUAAGAAAAAUGUUGAAAUGUUAUUAAUAAUUUUUAUACAGAAAAUGAGUCAUUUUGAAUAAUGACUUAAAAUUUUAUGAAAAAUACUCAGCACUUAAAUGUGCUUAUUCUGUUUUUAAGAGAAAAUAAAAUUACCUACUGUUUAAAUAAAUGAUUUUUUUUCUUUUUAAAGAAUUUUCCAAAAGGUUUUGAUCUUGAAUCUUUGUCUGGGACCUGGUUUUUCCUUUGAGGUUUUUUUAAGAUUUUGUUGUGAUGGCUUUUUAUUUUUUGCUUUUUUGUUUAAGUUGUGCUGACACCAAACACGUCCAGUUUAUAAUCAGUACAUUGGAAAGCUGGUUUUAUUGAUGUAGAACCAAUGCAGAACUCUUUAUGGGGUUUUUGUUUUUAUUUUAUUUUAUUUUAUUAUUUUAUUUUUUUUUAUAUUUUAUUUUAUUUUAUUUUAUUUUUAUUGUAAGGUGUGAAUAAAAGGUGUGUUUACUCAUUUUUCCUAAACACUGUGUUGGUAAUGUGCAUCCUGACAAUUUCCAGCGAAGGUGAGCUGGAGCUGAUUGGACUGAUGAGGCAAGGAGACCGCUUUUCCUAUGGGAUCUGUAUUAUGUGAUAACAGGUCCAGAGAGCUUUAUGGAGAGGGAGGGGAGAAGCACUUACCCGUUUGUAUUUGUUAAUGGAGGAUGUAUUCUUUUCAUAGAUGCUGGAACUAGAGUGCACUUGUUAGAUGCUAAAGGUUUGAGCUUUACACAAAAAUGUUUUCAUCUGUAUUUGUUAUUGUCUGCAAUAUAUUUGAAUUUGGGGGCAGCAUAGUAAGAUAUAAGGGCCUGUUAAUGUCUUGAGACUAUUUGUUCUUGCCUCUUCUGGGCACACUGCAUUCUGUGGGUCAGUUUGAACAGCCUCUCCAUCUUAUUUAGAUAGUGAUAUAUUGAACCAAGAGUGUAGUCUUAACAACUGUAACCUUCAAAAGAGGAAGAAAUAUUUUGGGUCUGUAGGGAAUAAAGAGUCACACCAAAAUAGAUUGAUACUUUUGUUAAGCAAGGUUUUGUGUUCUAAAUAUCUUCUGUGUCCUGGAUAAUUUCCAAUAAUCCAUACUCUUUAAAAUGCAAUAAAAACUAGUAUGUUUUCUCAGUAUAGAUUUUUUUUUCAAAUUCUGUAACAGAUCUAUUUAAUGUGGUGUUGCCAUAAUGUAAUUUCAGUGUUUUUGCUGGAUAAAUCCAUUUUAUGAAUGUUUUACAGAAAAUUUGGGGUAUGUUUUCUGUUUUUACUGAUCAGAAAUUUGGAGGCACACAAUUCCUUGUUGUAAAUCUCUUGAAGUACAUUUUACCGUGUUAUUGGUAAUUAUUUAUGCAUUGAGAAUUUAAAUAUUCGUCAAAAUUAAUUUAUGGCAUAAUUUAAACUAAAGUUGUAGAAAUAAAUUGUUGAUUGCAACUUUAUUAGUCCUAGAAGACAGUCAGGGAACAUCUCCAAGAAAUGUGUUUUUAUUCUUGAUUUGGUGACAGCCAGGAGAGUUAGCACUUUGAAACCUAAGGACAUUAUUAAAUUGGGUGGGAUGCACUUCUAAAUGUUGAAAUUAACAGUUCAGAGCUCUUCUAAGAUUCAGGUUUUCAAUAAUAAAUUCCAAUUGUAUUAUUCCUUUUUUUUUUUUUUUUUUACUAUUUAAAUUCAUGGAAUUAGUUUCCAUAGUGACUUAAGGUUUUGGGGUCAUGUCAUAUAUAAGACAAAAGCCAACCUAGGCAGAAUAGUUACAGCAGUUUGUUCUUUUGAUGAACCAAUCAGAAUUUUCAGUACAAAUACUGCAGAUAAUUCAAAGAACACCUUUAGCAAGUGUUUCUCCCCUACUCGUAAACAGUAUUUUAAGAUGUUCACUUUGCUCUUCUUUUUGGUUACAUAAAACUUAAUAACCGGUAUGUUGAAGUAGUGUCUAAAAUAGAGUAUCUAGUCUUUAUUCACAGUACAUUAUAUUGUGUAAUGCACUGGACUAGUUUUUGUUUACCAUUCAUGUAACAAAACCCAGCACAUUAUCUGCACUAAGCUCAAAGAAUGUCGCAUUUGCCUAGGCAGCUCUUUGAUAAGGGUGAUGGGAAACCGAAUAUGUACCUAUGGACUGGUGGUAACAAGGGCUUUUACUGUUCUUUUCAGUGGAACCUUCUUGGUCAAAUUGUAACUAGCUAGUAUUAUAUUUAUAUACAGGGUCUCUUUUCUUUACUGAUGUAUUUUCCUACUCAUAGCCAACCAAUAAAUUCAAUAUCUGU
Molecule: messenger RNA, 5966 nt
Organism: Zalophus californianus (California sea lion)
Lineage: Eukaryota; Metazoa; Chordata; Mammalia; Carnivora; Otariidae
Gene: CNOT6
Product: CCR4-NOT transcription complex subunit 6
Exons: 12
Coding region: 401-2074 (557 amino acids)
Biological process (GO): nuclear-transcribed mRNA poly(A) tail shortening
Cellular component (GO): cytoplasm; CCR4-NOT complex; nucleus
Molecular function (GO): poly(A)-specific ribonuclease activity; protein binding
Source: RefSeq, a predicted model, not a curated record